Molecule: messenger RNA, 965 nt
Organism: Contarinia nasturtii (swede midge)
Lineage: Eukaryota; Metazoa; Arthropoda; Insecta; Diptera; Cecidomyiidae
Exons: 2
Coding region: 205-915 (236 amino acids)
Source: RefSeq, a predicted model, not a curated record
AGAGAAAUGGGAAUUUUGUUUGCGCCAGAUAACACAUGUACGUUAGAAAUGUACGUUUAUAGUCAUCUCAUUCUAUAGCAAUUUUGCAUGCGUGGUUGAAGUCUAUAAAAAUAAACUUAUUACUUAUAUCUGGAUUAGUUGAGGUGGAGCCGCUAUUGAUUCUUAAGAAAAAACGUAUUCCUUAUUAUUGAAAAACUAUUGAAAAUGAAGUUUUUAAUCUUUAGUUUUGUGAGUCUUGCGAUUCUGGCAACUGCCUAUGGUGGCAGUUCUGUUUCCGUGGAUAGAAAUGCUCAUUUUGAAGUAAUGGAAAGUGUUUGGGAUGAUAUUGUUAAGGAAGAUUACUUCGAUAUGGAUCUUGCAAUUGAUCUUUACGACUAUAAAGAAACUCCAUUUUGUCCUACUGAUUUUGGCAAUGAUAUUGAAGAAAUUGUUGGAAAGAUUCAACAAAUUAGUCUGGCGCUCAACGAAAUUAAUGUGGAUGUGAGAAGAGAAGCAGAUUUUGUGCGACCAAUUCUGCGAAGCUUAUCUAAUGGUGCAAUGACAGCCACCACAAGCGUACAAAAAUGUGUUACAUCAGCGAAAAAACUCUACGAUGCCUACCAAAAAUAUAGAUCAAGUGUAUCGAAUUGCUACAAUGGCUGUAAAGCCAAUAUGAAAUCAAUAGCCGUGGAAGUAAAUCAAUUAUUGGGUGGAUUGGUUGAUGUUAUCAACAAAGGAUUGAAAAUGGGAAAACCCAUCGAUUCUGAAACGAUUCAACACAAAAAGCCAGACAUUCAACAACUUCUCCAAAAAAUAGAUAACUUUCACGAUUUCAUGGAUUCAGUUUUGACAUGCUCACAGAAAACUAUAACAACAUAUCUCACAGUGCAAAGUGAAUUUAAUUCUUUGCUUUCUAACGUUAAAUCAUUCAAAUAAUGUAGUUUUUUUUUUGAAUAAAUGAAGAAUAAAGAUAUACAACAAUUUAA